CCUUUGGCUGCGCCGCGCGCGGACCUUGGGAAAGAAAAGAAGAGACAAAGCUGCGUCAUAUAACUAGAAAACUUAACCCAGCAUCGUGUCUCCUUUAGGUUAGCUUGGAAACACUUUAUCAUGGUGUAAAACUGCUAGAGUUGAGGUAAUGUCUGGCGGAGAUCCGAAGAUAACGAAGCCAAAGAUGGGAUGAAUGCAUUCAACAUGUAAACCUGGUUUGAUGACCUUCGAUUUUGACCUCUGGCUCUUUAAAUUACAUGUUCUGAUCCUUCGAAACAUUUCUGUAAUCACUAUUCAAGUCCCAGAGAUUUUGAAAUAAUGUCUUUGUUGUCCGUAACUCCAGCAGAAGGUGUCAACAUUACUGAAGAUGACUUGACUGGUGUUGCUGCCAAAUUUGGCUACCAGUUCAAAGACAAUGAAAAAGCCGAGUACACGACUUUGCUCGCUGCUACAUGCAAUGCCAUGCAAUUCGUCUCCGAAAUGGAUGAUUAUCAACCAGAGCCUGACUUGGAAUUGAGCCCACGAGAAAACCUCUACUUCCCAGCAAAGUCGGAUAAUCCAGACAAUGCCUGGGCCCAUCGGUUCACUUUGGCUCAUAAAUCACCAACUUCCACAUUACUCCAAGGACGAACUGUCUGCAUCAAAGACAACAUCUGCGUUGCUGGCGUCCCAUGCCUAAUUGGUACUGACACAUUUACCGGUUGGACACCUAAAAUGGACGCAACGAUCGUGAGCCGGAUCUUAGAAGCCGGUGGGAUUAUCACAGGCAAAGCUGUCUGCGAAAAUCUUAGCACAAGCGCUGCUUCGUAUACAGCCGCCACUGGACCUGUCAAUAACCCGUAUGCCAAAGGGUACAGUGCUGGCGGUAGCAGUUCAGGUACUGCAAAUUUGGUCGCGAAGGGUGAGGUUGAUCUUGGCAUUGGUGCUGACCAAGGUGGCUCUAUUCGCAUACCAGCAAGCUUAUGUGGCCUUGUUGGAUUCAAAGCCACAUUUGGUUUGGUCCCAUAUACUGGUUGUGUGAGUAACGAAGCAACGAUUGACUUUGUUGGCCCAAUCACCAGGAACUGUUUGGACAAUGCGCUGUUACUCGAAGCUAUUGCUGGCGUUGACGGGCUUGAUGACAGACAGCGCGCUGGGACACCCUUUCGAGACCAAGUCCCAAAAUAUUCUCAGAUACUGAUGGAAACCAAGGAUAGUGGGGUGAAAGGCAUGCGUAUUGGGAUUCUGAAGGAGGGUUUGACACAAAAGAUGCUGGAUUCUGGUGUUGAAGCCAAAUUUCAGGCUGCUGCAAAAGUCUUUCAAGACUUGGGAGCAGUUGUCGAGGACGUCAGUAUCCCAAUGCAUGAGAUCGCUCCAGCUUUGUUUGGUGCUGCAAGCCGUCAAGGAGGUGUUAUGGGACGGAUCGGAAAAGCAUCAGGACGCCGACAAGUCAUGCUGACAGACUUAUAUGAGAAGAUGUUGCCAUGUACAGCAACCUCGAUAGAAAAGAUGAGUCCAGUGAGCAAGAAUUCGGUCUUUGGUGGAGAAUUCUGCUGGGAACGAUUCCCUCAUGUCUAUGCGAAAGCGGUGAAUUUAUGCAGGAAGCUGACCGAGGAGUACGACGAGAUACUCAAGAAGUACGAUCUCCUCAUUAUGCCUACAACUAUUACUCCAGCAGAUCCACUACCUACUGACGAUGAUUCUCCAAUCACAAAGAUGAGCAAAACCAUCGGGAAGCUCGACAACACCUGUCCUUUCAAUGCGACAGGACACCCUGCUCUCGCUUUUCCUAUUGGUUUCGUUCCAGCAAAGGCUGAUGAAAACAUACGUGUCCCAACUAGUAUGCAGAUUGUGGGCAAGCAUUUUGAUGAAAUCACUUGUUUGAAAGUGGCAUAUGCCUGGGAGAACGCUCGAAAUUGGAAAGAGUUUUGAUGAGUUCGUAUAAUUCAUCCGGGUGGUACUAUGCUUGCGAUUGAAGAAUAGGAACUCAGCACAAUAGAAUUCGAGUUGGACUGCGUCCAAUGGACAAAUUGAAGCACAUAAAAGAUUUAGUACUACAAAAUGUAACCAUUUUGAAC
Molecule: messenger RNA, 2057 nt
Organism: Mollisia scopiformis
Lineage: Eukaryota; Fungi; Ascomycota; Leotiomycetes; Helotiales; Mollisiaceae
Product: amidase signature enzyme
Exons: 6
Coding region: 319-1911 (530 amino acids)
Molecular function (GO): catalytic activity
Source: RefSeq, a predicted model, not a curated record